GUAAAGCAAUGAGUGAGGAUUUAUCCUUUCAUGAAAACAAAAAUUUACUUACCUUUUGAAACAGGCGAUUCAAAAUAUUCUUAAUCAAAUCACUAUCAAAACUUACUAAAAGUACAAAGUUUGAAUAAAAUUGAUUUACCUUUGGAAAACUAAUGCACUAAGAAGUGAAAUUGUAAAAACAUAGUCAAAGGUUUUUAAUGAAAUAAUUUGUCUGGAUACUAGAAAAGAGUAUUUUGAAGUAGUGUUGCCUCUGGAUUCAAAGCAGAACGAAAUAUCUCUUCAUAUUAGGAAUAUCAAUACCUAAGCUCUUCAAACCAAAAGUAGUUUCUAGCUUGAGGUUGAGUUUGAACGCUCGUUCUUUGAUCAUUCAUUCUGUGAUUUUGUAAGUUGCGUGCUGGAUCCAGUAUAUUAUUUACUUUAAAUAAAAGAUGCCAGUUGCUGAUGAAGUCAAAUCAAGUUGGGCAGAUGAAGUAGAGGAAGUUGUAGAAGACAUACCCCAGUCUAAUGAAGUAUUUGAAAAUGGAUUUAAAAUAGUAACAGAAUAUAGGAGGAAUGAAGAUGAUAAAAAGGAGAAAAUUGUUCGAACUUACAAAAUUGAGAAACGAUGUGUAUCAAAACCAAUUGCAUUGCGCAAAACAUGGGCGAAAUAUGGAGUUGCUGCUGGAGACAAACCUGGUCCGAAUCCUGCUAACACAGUUGUAGGAGAAGAUGUCUUUAUGCAAUUUAUUACUUCGAAAGAAGAACAAGAUAAGCCUGAUGAGGAUGUGCUUGAUAAGCUUAAAAGCAUGGCUGACAAAACCGUCAAGUGUCGUACUUGUAAUGGUGAUCACUGGACCUUAAAAUGUCCCUUCAAGGACACAGGUUAUAUUCCAAACAAGGCUCCUGCCACUCCUGCUACUGAAGAGAAAAGGCCUACACAGGUUGAAGACAAAACCAAAAGUAAGUACAUUGCUCCUGGCCUUAGGGAAGGUGGUGGAAAAAGGGGAGAAACCAUGUCCCGCCGCCAUGAUGACAGUUCUGCAGCUGCUAUUAGAGUUUCUAAUUUGUCAGAAUCAACACAGGAAGCAGAUUUGGAGGAGUUAGUGAAACCUUUUGGAGAUUACAACAAACUCUUCUUAGCUAAGGACAAAUCCACUGGCCUUUGUAAAGGUUUUGCCUACAUACAUUUCAAAUCACGGUCUGCCGCUGCAGCUGCUAUUGCCACAUUGAAUGGGCAUGGUUAUGACCAUCUUAUUCUUAAUGCUGAUUGGUCUAAACCACAGCAUAAUAAUUAAAAUUACGUUUGAUGUUUUUAUAAAAAUUAAUUAAACCUUGUAAUAUAAAAUUAAUAUACUGAUCGAAUAUAUAUUUUUUUCUUUUAUCUAAAACUUUGAUGAUUUUGUUACACUUUAUAAGAUUUGUCAGUGGUGGUUAAUUGGUAUAAAUCAGGAGUUCUUAAAUUCUUUAUUGUGUGUUCCUGCUAUCUUGUCAUUUCAUAGACAAAAAAUAAUUAUCUGUUAAUUGAUGUAAUAAUAGAGGAAUAAAUUUAAUUUGAAUCUUUUUAAAAAUAUCUUUUAUUUAAAAAGUAAAAGAGAAAUUUUUUGGUAUACAAUUGUAGUUAUUACAACAAACACAAUUUUAAAAAUGCUUCCAUGGUUCUGGGUUUCUUCCAUGUCCACAAAGCGAAUUCACAUCGUAGUUAAGAACUCCUGAUUUAAGUAACUAUGAAAUACAAUAGGUUUGAGUAUUUCUCCUGUAUAAUACGAGACAAAGCAGAUUACUUUAUUUCUUAAUGUUUUACCCGAUACAGUUACUUAUAAAAGUAUUCAAAGUUAAAUGAAAUUACAUCGACUUUAUAUGUGAUGCUAAAAAAAUUAGCAAUAACUAAACCAUUGGCUUUAUUAUUUAUAAAAUUGGAGGACUAUCAUGUUUUUGAACUAUUUAUAGCAUAUUUACAUAAUGUAAGUAAAUCCAACAGAAAGAAAUGUUAUAAUCUAUUUGUUUUGAUAGUUGCAAUUAUUUCAUUUCACAUUCCAGUAUUUUACUUUUUUAAUUCUGAAAUUUAGUUAAAGAUAAUAUUUGUGUAGUUAAAGAUUAUUUUCAUUUAUUGAAUUUACUGAUUAAAAUUACUGUCAGUUAUUAUUGAACUAUACAUUUUGAUUUUAAUACAUUCUGAAAUGUAGGUAUUAUUUUUUUUCAAUUUGUGAUUACCUCAGCAUUCAUAUCAUAUUUUUUUCUUCAAAAACUUCUAUUUAUGAGCAGUUCCAUUCAAUAAAAUGUUGAAUGAAUCUAAAGAACUAAUAAAUUUUUUUACUGAUAUAAUUUUUUCAAUAUUUGAAGAGAUAAUUUUUGGAGAAACAUUAGUCGAACAUAGAAAUAAUCAUAACUUGGGACCCGAUUUUCUUGUAUUUUCUUAUCUUUUUCCAAGCCCUAUAUACCUUUCUUUGACAGUUUAUUUUAAAUUUCAUAUAAUUUACAAACAAACUAAGCUUUUUUAUUUUACAUAUUUGGAG
Molecule: messenger RNA, 2492 nt
Organism: Nezara viridula (southern green stink bug)
Lineage: Eukaryota; Metazoa; Arthropoda; Insecta; Hemiptera; Pentatomidae
Source: the annotation of a GenBank genome assembly